Molecule: messenger RNA, 5775 nt
Organism: Coffea arabica (coffee)
Lineage: Eukaryota; Viridiplantae; Streptophyta; Magnoliopsida; Gentianales; Rubiaceae
Product: disease resistance protein RGA2-like
Molecular function (GO): ADP binding
Source: RefSeq, a predicted model, not a curated record
AAAGCCUACAAAUUUGUCAGUGAAGAACUCCACGUCUACGCGCAAAAAUUAUUAAUGCUCCUUUCUUCAUAACCAAUUAUACUAAGCCUAGAUAAGACUACCAGUUCCUCGCUGCAAAAAACCUUCCAUAAAAAAAAAACCAUCUUGUUCUCAGAGCUGUAUAUCCACGGAAGAAGAAAUGGCCGACCCUGUUAUCAGUGCCACUGUCCAGGUUGCCUUGGAGACGGCAGUAUCUCUUGCCUCUGACAGGAUGGGUAUGUUAGUUGGCUUCAAGAAGGAUGUGGCCAGCAUGAGACGUUCUCUCCGCCUGAUCAAUGCUGUCUUGGCUGAUGCUGAAGCAAAGCAAAACCAGAACGAAGCAGUGCAAGAAUGGUUGAAGAGUCUCGAGGAGGUGGCUUAUGAUGCUCAGAAUGUGUUGGAUGAGCUCCACUAUGAAUCUCUUCGUCACCAGGUGGAGUCCCGAAACCGACCCAAGCUCAAGGUAUGCUGCUUCUUCUCCUUCUCUAACAUUAAUCUUGCUUUUGGGAGAAUGGCUUCCAAGGUCAGGGACGUCAAACUGAAGUUGAAGGAGAUAAAUCAACAAGCCCGUUUUUUGGGACUGGUUGACAGGGCAGUCGUGACGGCUGCCCUCCCUCCUGCUGCUGGAGACACGAGAAAUCGGCAGACCGACUCUGUUGUUGCUCCAAUGGUUGGAAGAGCCGAUGAUGAAUCAAAGAUAGUGAAGAUGAUGUUGAGCCGGUCCGAGAAGGUUGUUUCUGUUCUUCCCAUAAUUGGUAUGGGAGGUCUAGGCAAAACAACUUUGGCUAAAUCCGUAUACAACAACAAGCAAAUUGAUGAACACUUUGACAUAAAGAUUUGGGUUUGUGUAUCGAAAAAAGUUCCAAUAGUUGAGCUUUUCAAACUCAUAUUAGUGCAAUUGACGGGAGAAAAGGUUGAAGUAGAUGAUAGGAAUGUCGUCGUUGGAAAAAUUGGGAAUCAACUAGGGGGAAAAAGAUAUUUCCUAGUGCUUGAUGAUGUGUGGGAUGAUGAUGAGGCAUUGUGGGAUGACUUUUUCACCACCUUGAAGGGGCUCAAUCCAACCAAUGGAAGUUGGUGUCUUGUCACUACUCGUUUAAGGAUGAUGGAAAAUGAAGCCUAUCCAUUAAGAAAACUACCUGAUGAUCAUUGUUGGUCUAUCCUAAAAGAAAAAGUAGUUGGAGGGGAAGAAGAAACUGAUGAACUAAAAGCAAUUAAAAAGAGAGUAAUCAAAAGAUGUGAUGGUCUACCAUUGGCUGCAAGUGUAAUCGGAGGUCUAUUGUCUUUAAAGAGAAAAGAGGAGUGGCAAUCAAUUUUGAAGAAUAGGCUUUUGAGUUUGAGUACAGGUGGAGAUCAUGUGAUGCAAAUACUUAAGUUUAGUUUUGAUAAUUUGCCAUCUCCAUACAUUAAGAAAUGUUUUGCAUAUUGUUCUAUAUUUCCUAAGGAUACUGAGAUGGAAGGAGAUAUGCUAAUCAAACUUUGGAUGGCAGAAGGUUUCCUCCAAGCAGAUCUCAACAGCCAAAUGAUGAUGGAGGAAAUUGGAAUGAAUUAUUUGAGAAUUUUAUUGCAGAGUUCGUUGUUGAAAGAAACAAGAAAUUAUCAGGGAACAUGUUAUAAGAUGCAUGAUCUGGUCCACGACCUUGCAGAGUCAAUGUCAAAGUCUACCAAAGUCAUUAUUGAUAGGGAUACGAGUAUAGUAGACAAUGGUAAUCAGAUUCGUUACCUUGCAACAGACUCAUUUGGUGGCAGAGAAGACAGAGAAAAACUUUUGGAGAGUCUAUCAACUUCACUUCAUACAUUGCUUGUAUUUGGUGACUUAUCUGGUGAUACGUUAAUGAAGUUGAAGAACUUGUAUGUUUUGAAUUUGUCUCGUACAAGAACUCGAGAGCUACCAGUCUCAAUUGGCAAACUGAUACAUUUGCGGUACGUUAACCUUAAGUGGUCUGCAAUCAGUAUUUUGCCAGACUCCCUUUGCAAGCUUUAUAAUCUGCAGACAUUGACGCUAAGUGAAUCUGUUGAAGAUCUUCCGAAGGGGACGUGCGAUUUGAUUAGCUUGAGACAUCUCCACUUUCACACCUUUGAUAAAAAAUUUCAAAUGCCGCUAGAGAUGGGACGGCUGACUUGCCUUCAGACGCUAGAGUUCUUUAACGUGGGUCGAGAGAAGGGUCGACGAAUUGGAGAGCUUGGAAGCUUGAAGAACCUCAAAGGCAAAUUGGAGAUACGCAAUCUGGAACUAGUAAAGGGUAAGGAAGGAGCUGAGGAAGCAAAACUAUCUGAAAAGGCAAAUCUAUUUGGGCUGGUACUUAAGUGGGCCCGUGAACGAGACGGCGACGACUACAACGAUGAAGAUGUGUUAGAUGGCCUUCGACCCCACCCAAAUUUGGAGCAGUUGCUAAUCUUGUAUUUUAUGGGCGAUCAAUUUCCUCGAUGGCUAAUGGAUUUGCCAACAACACUCCCCAAGUUAGCGCGUUUGAAAUUUAAUUCCUGCCCCCGAUGCAAAGAACUCCCUCCCCUACAAAACUUUACAUCUCUUAAAGAGCUGGAGAUUUUUGAGUGCCAUGGGUUGACGAAUCUGCCCGGUGACAUGCUACACUCUUGUACCUCUCUCCAGAAGCUUCAGGUGAAUUUUUGCUACAAUCUUAUCUCCUUUCCGCUUGAUUUGCAACAAACGCCUUCUCUCUUGGAUCUGGUAUUAUGCGAGUGUCCCAAACUGAAAACAAGUAUGGUGCCCAAAGGAUUUGGUUUCCUAACCAGCUUAAGGGAGCUUAUAAUUGGUCCCUUCUCAGAUGAUGAUAAUGAUCAUGAAAAUUCUUCAAUUUACUAUGAGUUUGAUUGGUCUGGAUUGAUAUACUCCUCCUCCUCUUCGUCAUUCGCACUCCGCGGACUAGGAUUAAUUGGGUUGCCACACAUGGAGUUCUUGCCACAUCAGAUCCAAUUCUUGACCACUCUCACGUCACUAACGCUAGCUUUCUUUGAAGGCAUAAAAGCUCUGCCAGAUUGGUUUGGAAACUUCGCUGCUCUUGAAGAGCUAUAUUUAUAUGAUUUCAAAGAGCUUCGAGAUCUACCCUCUGAGGAUGCCAUGAGACAUCUCACCAAACUAAAACGUCUGCGGGUUUAUGGUUCUCCUCUGUUAAAAGAAAGAUGCACUCGUGAGAGCAGCGGCCCCGACUCCCAGUGGUUCAAAGUUUCUCAUAUUCAAGACCUAGUCAUAACUAAUUAUUAACCAUUCAUCUUCGGAUCAAAUUCAAUCAUGAUUGAUAGAAGAAUAGCUUCACGAACAGGGGUCAGAAUUUUGAAGCUUCUUCAGCACCGUCUACAUGGCUAGUACUCAAUAACUUUUGGCCUGCAUUUCCUACAAAUAGCCAAUCAAUGUUUAGAACAACUAGCAGUGUAUUUUUGUCUGUUUUACAUGCUUUGCUUCUGUGGAUUUUAAGUUAUUAUUGCUAAAGUCAUCUCACUCUGUUUAAAGUUGUGAUUCUAAGGGGACUGAACUUUUGCCUCUUGAUAAUGGACUUGCAUACUUAUCUGAACUAUUUGACUAGUAAUUUCUCCAUCAGAGUCAUAUAUGAUGGUUUUCUGGCUAACUUUUCCUUGAUUUUGGCUUUUUAGCCAUGAAGACAAUGGUCAAUUGAGGAGUUUUCGCAGCUGUUAGUCAUCACUUUCAUGUUUUGGUUCAAAAAUUCUGGUAAUUUUAGAUAUGCUUCUCUUCUUUCACUGCUCAAUUUUGACUUUUAACUGCUUUAAUAUCUAAUAUAUUACGUAUGAAACAAAAGAAAUCUUGUCGUCACGAAGAUAUUUUUGAGGUAGCCAAGGAAGGUGUGCACUGUUUGAGCAAUGAAGUUGCACAAAAUUUGGUGGAGUAUCUUCCAACAUUCAACUCAAGCCUGCUUGUUGUGACUUGCUGAUCUUAAUGAAUCCACCUUGAUAGAGGCUUUCAAGCUAUCUCUGAUUUUAUGAUUGUCGGUUGCUUCUUUUUGUAUGCGAUUUUAGGGCCAAAGCUUAACAGGGAACCUCAUCGAUUGCUCUUACUUACUGUCUUUACUAUUUCAAGGUCCUACAAUUCCUUACUGAACAAGAUCCUGCUUCAGUUGGAUAGCAACAUCUAGGAUGGCAUUCUCUUUUUCUCUGUGCCUCAGAUGCCCAAAGUCUGAGAUAUCCAUUGGGAUAUGAUUAGAAUAGCACGCUGCUGGCACACUUUUCUUUCUUCCUAGAGUCUAAAACCUGAUAAAAUGCUCUAUCUUCGUCAACUGGCCUCUAUAAACUGCUCGCCAGAGUUUCUUUCCCCAACUUAUGUAAUGUCUCUCAAGAUCAAGAGCCAUCAUUACCAUGAAUUUCUGCUGAUGAUCAUGGGCGGUUUGGUCGGUGAUAGAGAUUGUUUUAGAGAAACUGACCGAGAAUGAGAAGCUUACAAAUUUUCAAUGACUCUGGGUUUAUAGCUCUGUCGGGAACCCUGAUGGCUCCUGAUCACCGCCUUUACUUUUCAAAGUCCUUUCUUUCCCUUAAAUUAUAUCAAGUAAUAAUUGGAGCAAUAACAGAGCAGGUCUGCCAUGUUGGAUGCAGAGUCGGUCCUCUCUCUCUUCAUCACGAUUGAAAGUUACAGGCGUAAAGAUUUCAGGAGUUUCCAAAGCUGUUGGUUGUCAAACUGGUUUUUGGUUCUAAGAGUCCGAUGUUUCUUAGAGCAGCCACAGAAGAUGUCUGUUCAUGCAAUAAAGCUGCAUGGACUUGUUAGAGUAUCUUCUAACACAAUCAAGUCUAAGCUGCAAGUUUUAAAGCAUAUCGCCGUAUCUUCUAACACAAUCAAGUCUAAGCUGCAAGUUUUGAAGCAUAUCACCGUAGUUAGUCAAGGCUGUCAAGCAUACUCGUUGGCUGCUGCUACUUGCUGCAAUUAUUUCAUCCGCUGUGAUGAAGCCUAUUAAGCUCAUCCCGCCUUCUAUACUUGUUGGUUGCUCCUCUCUUCAUGAUGAAAACAUCCAGGAUGGAAUUCUCUUUUGCGCUCUGCCUUGGAUGGCUAAAGCCUUAGAUCUUCUUGUCGGCUGGUGACUUUAAACUGUCCAACCAUUCAGCAAUUUGUAGACAUGUUAAUGAGGUGUUCUUUUACUUCUUUUGGAACUCAAUUUGCCAUAUCUUCCGUGCUGCUUGUAGUUCAAAGUAGCCAGUAUUUUGCAGCAGAAAGAUGUGGAUUAGCUGAACCCUGGUAGCUGCUUGCAUCCUUCUUGAAGUUGUAUCUUAGCUCUAUAACAGGCAACAUAUUUUUUCUCAGUGUUUUGCAGUUGACUACAUGGUUGUGUCCCAUGAUACUUUUCCAUUGCUUAUUGUAUCUGUAAAGCUCAGACAGGACUCAGAGCACAAGAAUCAGUCAGCUUGAGCCCUUCUAUUUAUGUUAAAUCAGAGGGCAGUUUAGAAAACUGAAUUGCUAAGGCGCCAAUUUCUAUUCAAGAAAGGAUCCCACUUGGUGGAUGGGAACGUUGGAGAGAUGAAACUAUGGAAAUCAAUUGAACAGGAUUAUAUAGGAACAUAUAAGGUCAACCUUAGUUCAUCACACUGACAUUUUACAUAGCAUCUAUUUGUAAAAUUACUUCUAUGUGAACUUGUCUCCUUGUACGUCAAUAUUGUUCCAUGAAGCAACAAUGUGACACGGAUCUUACACAUCUUGGCUGCAAAUCCUAUUCAUUCCUAGCUCAGGAUAUGUUACAAGGAAUGCAUUUCUACUUUUCUAUGCCUCUAAGACUUUGACGGUCAAUACAAGUAAAUCUUCUUAUA